Molecule: messenger RNA, 1936 nt
Organism: Pocillopora meandrina
Lineage: Eukaryota; Metazoa; Cnidaria; Anthozoa; Scleractinia; Pocilloporidae
Source: the annotation of a GenBank genome assembly
AUGAAGAGCAUCACCUAUGCUAACACAGUAGACAAAUUCGAAAAGCAAGUGAGCGCCUUGAGAGAAUCCCGGCUUUACAAAGACAAACCAAAUGUUGAGAACUAUAUAAUCAACACGGGGCUAUCAUGCAAAGUUCGUUGGGCACAGGCUUUUCGAAAGCAGCAGGAGACAAACAUAGUUAACACCAAUAACGGCACUGAGGCGCAAAACAAGCUGUUUAAGUACGAAUAUCUUCCGAGAUCAGUUGACAAAUCGGUUUAUGGCAUUGCAGCAAUACUGGUAGAAUCGUUCAUUCCUGACUCUCACGGAAGAUAUUUGGUAAAGAACCUCAAGUUCAGCGAUGAAUAUGGAAGAUAUAAUUCUAGGAUACCGACUUAUCUUCACAACCGACCACCACAGUUUGUUAAACACUGUUUGGACAGUAGAUUUGCUGCUGGUGAAUUCACUGAAGCCGACAUCUCAUCCGUAAACUUUCAGAAAGGCUAAUUCAGCGUGAAAAGCGUAGCCAACGUAAACAAAAAGGAGCUAGUGGAUUUUUCCUAUCCUAGUUGCACUUGUGCUUCCUGGCAAAAAAGUAAAUACCCUUGCAAACAUUUCUUUGCAGUGUUUGCCCGCUACUCCUUGUGGCGAUUUGAAUCUCUACCCCAUUAGUGCAGGAGCAGUGUAUUCAUCUCUCUUGAUCUGGAUCAUUUGAUUAGUAAUAAGCAUGACAGUAAUGCACAGAAUUGUGGCAUUUCUCAAGGUACAGCUAAAUCAUCAUCAUCCUCCGACGGCCGUCCAAGGUUAGCCAACGCCUCUGGCGAUGAAUCGAUGGACUGCGAACAAGCAGAAGCAGAAUCUGAGGAGAAGUCAGCAGAAGCAGAAUAUUUGGAGAAGUCAGAUAUUGAGUUACCCAAUAAUAGUCCCAAUGGCACCACUACGACUUCUACAGUUGAAAAAUUGAGAAAAUGGUUUCUUGAUAAGAUCGAUACCUUCAAGAAUACCACGUAUUUGGUAGAUGAUGAAACCACGAUGUCAACAGCUUUAAAACAACUGAAAAAUAUUCAGCUAAUGCUACAUAAGAGCUGUUCUUCAACGCAUGGUAUUCCUUUCAGAAUAAGCCCAGUCAAGGAGAAGUUAAAGAUCACGUCAACGGAAUACCAUCAAGUAUUUCACAAGAAAUUUCCCCUUAGACGGCGCUGGAAAAAGAAGACUCUGAAGGCUGAUUUGAAUUUCAUUGAAGAAGACAGUAAUGACGAUGUUGAUGAUGAUGCUGCUAAGAGGAAGGUUAGCUGUAUGUUUAAUCAUAAAGUGAGUCGAGAAAGGAAGAUCAGAUUGAGAUUGUUUGAUUUCGAUGUUUGUGAAAUAUCAAACAUUUUUCUUGUAUCUACUGGGAAACUGCAGACGACUGUUUCAACAGCUUAUCGAAAACAUAAUUGAGUUUUAUACUCGCAUCUGUAUUACGCCCUAAAAAUUCAUGCUAGGCUUGCUUUUAUCCGGCCAUCAAGUUACGGAAGCUUAGUUUUUCACUCUCUAUCAAUGACUGUUUUCAAAUGAACCAAUACAAUUUUUUUUCAGGCGACCAACUUUUUCGUUGUAGACUUAACUGCGAGUGGUGACGGAGAGCAGAAGACUGUUUCGCAGGAUGAUGAGGCAAACAGUACAUGUUUAGAUCUUGAAAGGUUAAGGUUAGGCCAUAAGUUCUCUGAUAAAUACGGUUAGUUUAAACGUUAAUUCGCGUUGGAAUUUUUCUGUUAUUAGGAACGGAAGCGCUAAGCUGCCAGUGAAACAGCUGAAAGGUAAACCCACCGCAAGACUGUUACGCGCUAGUAAAAUGGGCCUGAAGAUGACAGACAUGUUCCACGACGGACCUGCCAAGCUCACCGUUUCUGAUACAUGGAUGUUGAUCCAUCCAGAGGUUGCGAAAAAAAAUAUAAAGUUUAACAGGACAAUAGCG